ACUUAAAUGACGGACUGACACGAAUAAUUUAUGUAUUUUUUUUGCUUCCAAAUAAUGAAAAGCUUUGGAUUGUGAAUGCGAUUUUUUGGCUUCUGUUUGUGGAGAAAUAAAGUUAAUAUAGUGGUUUAAUAUGCUAACCACAUUAAAAAUAGUUUAUGAAUGAGUGAUACCGGUAGCGACACAGAGGCGACCGAGCACACUGCACUCAUGGAUGGCCACAUUGCCGAAGCCCGUCCCGAUCGCGAAGUCGCUGAUCGGAUUGCGAGGAAGCGCAAAACACCAAAGCCCGACACGCAGCGGAAUUAUGGUAGUGUGGAGCCAUCAGAAGGAAUGUCAAGUGCAGUGGGCAGCUCAGGUCAGAACCCUCCAGAGCAACCGACAGAACCUCAAAUAGAGGAGCUAGAGCUCAAAUAUGGAGCUAGGCACGUCAUUAAACUAUUUGUGCCUGUCACCUUGUGUAUGAUUGUCGUAGUUGCCACCAUCUCUUCAAUCAGCUUCUAUUCUGUCAAAGAUGUGUACUUAGCCUACACUCCAUUUCAUGAAGAAAGUCCAUACGCAGUGACUAAAGUGUGGAAUGCUUUAGCCAAUUCCAUGAUCUUGUUGUGUGUGAUAGCUCUGAUGACUGUCCUGCUCAUAGUGCUGUACAAGAAGAGAUGUUACAAAGUAAUACACGGAUGGCUCAUCCUAUCCUCCCUGAUGUUGUUGUUCCUGUUCUCAUACUUGUAUAUAGAAGAGGCUUUAAGAGCAUACAACAUACCUAUGGACUACAUAACAUUGUACUUUGUGAUGUGGAACUUUGGUGUGAUGGGCAUGAUAGUGAUCCACUGGAAGGGGCCACUGCUCCUACAGCAGGCGUACCUCAUAUUUAUUGCCGCGCUGAUGGCCCUGGUGUUCAUCAAGUACCUGCCAGAGUGGACCACUUGGGCUGUGCUUGCUGUUAUUUCAAUAUGGGAUUUGAUAGCAGUGCUAACACCAAAGGGGCCACUGAGAAUAUUAGUGGAAACAGCCCAAGAGAGGAAUGAACCAAUAUUUCCUGCCUUAAUUUAUUCAUCGACGGUGAUGUACUGCGUGGCGGCAGCGGGCGCUGGCGGAGGCAGCGGGGGCGGCGGCGGGGGCAGCGGAGCGGGUAGUGGGGGUGGGGGGGACGGCGAGCCGCGGCCGCGGGAGCUGCGCCCUCUCAACCCGCGAGACGCCGGAGUCGGAUCCCGCGCACCCCGUGAGAGUCGGCCACGCGAGCCUGCGGCGCGACCGAGCGAGGGCGAUGGCGGGUUCGACGAGGCUUGGCAGUCGCGCGCCAGCGGCGGCGCGGCUCCGAGGCGCCUGCGCGUGGAGGGCGACGGGUCGGCGCCCGCGCACUACGUCACGCGCGUCGAGCGCCCGCAGCCGCCGCCGCAGGAGUUGGAGGAGGAGAAGGGUGUCAAGCUAGGUUUGGGAGACUUCAUCUUCUACAGCGUGCUAGUCGGUAAAGCGAGUUCGUACGGAGACUGGAACACCACACUUGCCUGUUUCGUAGCAAUACUUAUUGGUCUGUGCCUGACGCUGCUGCUGCUCGCGAUCUUCAAGAAGGCGCUGCCCGCGCUGCCCAUCUCCAUCACGUUCGGGCUCAUCUUCUACUUCGCCACGCGCUGGGUCGUCAAACCCUUCGCGGACGCGCUCUCCGCCGACCAAGUCUUCAUUUAGUACCUCGAUGUGGAACACUAGAUUGCUACGCGCUAGCCACGCCGCGAACUAGUGUUGCAAAACAAUCUAUAGUUUGACUAUCGACAGCUGACCUCGAAAACUAUUUAGGAUAUCGAUAGUAGCGCUUUACAAGCAAUACUACUUGAUAAAGGCAAUACUAUUGAUACUAUCGAUAAAUCUACGUUCAAGAAAAUCUGCCUAUAAUUGCAAAAAAAAAAUCGUUAGUAUUGCCUUCAUAAUAGCAUUGCUUGUAAAGCGAUAUCGAUAGUAUUGCCACGUGGCAAUUCUAUCGAUAUCGAUAGAAUUGCCACGUGGCCAUUGCACGAUGUUUUUCCUUAACUAUCGAUAAAACGAGUGUCGUGCCGUAUCAACGCAGCUGUAGCUUUUAACCAGUGGUGUGCAGGUCAAAGAGGCAUAAAAGCACUGCUUACUCAAGUUGUAAUAACUUAUAGCUUAUUUUUCAUCAUGAUCUGCCGAUAAAUAGGUUGACAUCUAUGACUACCCUAGCGUCAAAUCGAAAAGUUCACGAAUAAAGGCGCAAACACAUUACCGUGUUGCCGAGUGUUGCAACAUUACUGAAGCGCAACUUCAGCCACAACAAACACAUUUUAAUGUAAAGUGCAUGGCUUUAGUAGCUUUCUGUUGGGGUCACAACACUUCACAACACGGCGCUACUUCACAGUAUGUUGACGCCACAGAAUAAAUAAAUUAUUCAUACCAUGUCAUUGUGUCAACAUGUAAGAUAAUUAUGUCAAUAUUAUUAAUCAGCUGAUAAAAACAUAAUUGGACUGAAAAUGUUUCCUUAGGUUAAAGUUAUGAACUAAACGAGGCAAUGUAGAUAUUAUUAUUGUAUGAUUAUAGUUAUACGAGAAACAUAGUAAAAUUGUAAUGCAAUAACGGUUGACAGUAAUUGACAACAAUAAAACUUAAUAUUUGCUAGCGUGUACAAUGUACAUACGUAACAAUAUGUAGAUAGUUCCCACCCGUUGUAGAUAUUGUGCUGAAAAUAAUGGAGGGUAAUGCCUUUAAAAAAUGAAUGAGUUGUCUAUGGCCGCGCCCACACCAAUAUAAAAAUUUGUACCGUUUGUUGAAUGCUGCACCGUUGUAGAUAUUUUCGUCGCAAAUUUAAAUCUUUUGUCCAUGAUAAGACGUCCACAAAUUGGUGCUGACCAAUGAUAUUAUACUUCAUUAUAUGUUAAAGAAGUACAUAAAUUGAAUACGUGUCUAAAGGGAAGAUUUCAAACUGCGAUACGGUCACAUUUGUAGAGCGCUAUCUCUUCUACUCUUGUGUCUUUUGAAUCUUCUGCCUUACUCAUCACAGAGCACGAGUUUUAUACGUAAUAUAUCUUAUAGUAUAAUGUCAUUGGUGCCGUCGUUAUUAGUGUGUAUGCGGCUUAAAGAGACAUUGUGUUGCUUUUUGACGAAAUAACGUAUCUAGUCGCCAUAUUUCCAACAUGAUAUGGAAUGCUAGGUCGUCUGAACUUCAUGCGCUUAAUGAAUCCACUUUGGUAGUCCUACAAUAAUGUUUGUUUUUUUGUAAAGGAAAAAAAAGCCCUUAUUGUGGCUUAUUACGUUGUGCACAAUCUGUAAACUAAAAUGACAGGUCUUAAUGAAAUGCUAUAUAAUAAUGGUCCCUGUGGGAAAUUGCGUCGCGUCACUCCACAACACAACACAGAAAUAUAAACGCCAUGAGAUAAGACAAAUCAGUCAUACUUUAUUAUUGUGUCGAGAUGUAAGCCCUAAUUCAUAUGAGCGUUAUAAAAGCGUAGCGUUAAAACCCGGCGUUGGCGGGUAUAUUAACGUUGUACGCAUUAAAAAAGCGUUGUCGUGUGAACAGAUACUUGGGAAUGCAUUAGUUCUAUUUGAACGCUUUUUUAACGGAUUUUUUAAAUAAAGCUCUCGUAUAAAUGAGGCAUAAGACGUGAAUAGAUUCAAACCUGUCAAUUUGGUUUAGAGGUACAAUAGAAAUAGCCACAAUGAAGGAGAACAAUUCGUUCAAAUAGUACGUUAUCACGUCAAAAAGUUUUGUUGGUUGCAUUUGGUAUUUGGAAUGAGACCUGGAGAUAGUGAUUAGCUAGAUGAAAUUUACAAGUUUCUGUACCUAACUAAAUUAAAAAAAAUAUCAAAUAAAGGAUAAAAUAUUAUUAUUACGUAAGUGGUACACGUUAAGAAAUUGUAAAGUUUUCUACAGUGUAGAAAUUCCUGAAAAAUAUGGCUUAAUGUUUUUUUAGGACAUCGCUGCUUGUGCUCUUUCAACUUCGUGUUUAGUUGCUGUUUGUAUUUAUUUUAUUAAAUUAAAUUGUUGACAUUCCAAAAAGCCAUUGUGGCUAAUGCUGGCUAUACACGAUCAAAUCGCUAUCAGUUAUAGACUGUACCGCCGCUUCAAACUUUUUUUUUUAAAUUGGCUUAAUUGGAGGGGAAAGGGGAGUAUUUUAUCCUGAUUUUAUCAUGUUUACCAUUGCUAAUAUUCUAUACAAAAAAAAAAAAGAAUAUUAGCCAUGCUAAUUAUGACUAAUACUCCCCUUCUCUCUCAAAUUAAGCGUAAAGCUUGUGUCAGGAGUGGGUACGACAAUAGUGCAACGGGUGGGGUUUGAACCGCCAACCUUUCGGAAUUCAGUCCGCUCCUCAACCGUUGAGCUAUCGAACCUCUAAUAAUAAUAACAACUUGACGGUAAACUUGAUCGUGUUCUUCCUGCGUAGUUCCAAUUUUGAGGAUGGUGGCUCCCCUUAGAUGCAAUCUUUGCUAGGAUGUUCCUCCAUUGCUCCCUAAUUCUUGCCGCGUGGAUAGCAUCGCAGAUAUGUCGACCGCGUCUUAUUUGGUCUGACCAAACGUCUUGGGCUACGUCUUGAUCGUGUAUGGGCAGCGUAAUAAUUCUGCUGUGCACAAUCUCUUAACUUAUUAUUGCAAUUCUUAAUCUACUAUCUUUUUCCACAGAAAGCAUUAUGAAAGAAAUAUCUCUCUAAUGCCUAUUACGAUAUUGUGUACAGCAGAAUUGGCCACAAUUUAUAGUUAAUUUAUCAUACUUUGUUUUAUUUUAAAGUACCUAAUCUUCAGUGUGUUUAGUAUAAUAACUUGUCUUUAUACAAAGGUUUCUUUUGUAAUUUGAUUGCCUACUUUGUAAUUUGUUUAAGAAAUACAACUUACGAUUAAAA
Molecule: messenger RNA, 4833 nt
Organism: Maniola jurtina (meadow brown)
Lineage: Eukaryota; Metazoa; Arthropoda; Insecta; Lepidoptera; Nymphalidae
Gene: Psn
Product: presenilin-1
Exons: 9
Coding region: 160-1680 (506 amino acids)
Biological process (GO): Notch receptor processing; amyloid precursor protein catabolic process; membrane protein ectodomain proteolysis
Cellular component (GO): mitochondrial inner membrane; lysosomal membrane; apical plasma membrane
Molecular function (GO): aspartic endopeptidase activity, intramembrane cleaving
Source: RefSeq, a predicted model, not a curated record